CACCUAGACUCCGUCCUUAAUUCUAACAAGUGGUAUCAGAGCGAUAUUAAGGACAUUGAGAGGAGUCUACAGAAGUGUGAAGACCCUUUUAGACCCACCAUGGCCUGUGGGUGUGCCUAAGUGGUGUUCUAAAGGUUGGAUGUGUCUUCCGCUAAGGGGAAACUCUGCCGAAAUUUCGUGGACGCCGACACUUGUGAAAAUAUCGAGGGAGCUGAGUGUGGACAGCAAAGGGGAGCUGAAAUUCCAAGAUCAAUGGACACCUGAGUGGCUAAGGCAGCAGAUUCUGCAGGAGGACUUCCGCAGACGCCAUGUGGGAGGCGGUGCUGCCACUAAGACUGCUGAGGGGUAUGGAGCUGCAGGGCGCGGCAAAGGAAGAGGGGGUUGGAAAGGCCGAGGCCGUGGGAGGAGCUUUGGCAGAGGUAGAGGCCGAGAUUUGCUUGAUGAGGUAAAACCCCCUGGGAAGAUCAAGUAUGUGGCAGCAGCGUCAGGUGCUUUGCUCCCUGUGAUUGGCGUUGGGAAUGCCAAGGUUAAGGGAGCUAAUGGGGAGCUUGUGGGGCUUGGGAAUGUUCUGCUAGUUGAAGCAACGGCAGCAGCGGCAAAGGCAACAGCAGGAGGAGAUGCAACUGCACCAACUGAUGGGGUCCUGGAAGCAGUCAAGAAAGUGCAGCAGCAGCAGACACAUAGUGAGGUGCUUGCUGGUGUGGAUGCGAGUGCGGCAUAGGCUAAGGCUUCAUCAAGGAGUGGUGAGGCCGAUUGGGAGACAUGGCAUGAGAGGCUGUGUCAUGUGAACUUCCCUAUGCUGCAGAAGUUGGUAAAGGAUGGGAGCCUGAAAGGCUUGGAGGUGAAAGGGGGAGUGAAGGAGAUUAGGAGCUGCCCUACAUGCUUGGAGACCAAGUUCUCCAAGUUCCCUUUCAACAGCACUACAGGACCAGCCAAGACCCCACUUGCACUUGUGCA
Molecule: messenger RNA, 957 nt
Organism: Closterium sp. NIES-67
Lineage: Eukaryota; Viridiplantae; Streptophyta; Zygnematophyceae; Desmidiales; Closteriaceae
Source: the annotation of a GenBank genome assembly